Messenger RNA from Danio rerio (zebrafish), 2938 nucleotides. It is a transcript of the gene timp2b, whose product is annotated as TIMP metallopeptidase inhibitor 2b. Gene Ontology annotation, cellular component: extracellular region. Lineage: Eukaryota; Metazoa; Chordata; Actinopteri; Cypriniformes; Danionidae. The record is from RefSeq and is marked validated. Gene Ontology annotation, molecular function: metalloendopeptidase inhibitor activity.
CCGAGCUUCUGACACCAGUCUGCUUUCAUCAGCUCCUCGCCGUCAGCUUUUCAACUAUCGCUCUCCGAAGUUUGCCUUGCGCAGCAAGCCAGUCUUUUACUGUAUUUGUGCCAGUGUUGGUCGUGAAGAGUGUCCGCUGAAGAUGAGUAUGUCUCGGUCAGUUCCUCUGCUGCUGCUCGUGCUGUGUGGAGCCACGGACUUUGCCGGAGCCUGCAGCUGCUCUCCUGAACAUCCACAGCAGGCGUAUUGCAAUGCGGAUGUCGUCAUCAGAGCAAAAGUCGUCGGAAGAAAGGAGGUGGUCACCGGCAAUGACGCUUAUGGCUAUCCAAUCAAAAUGAUCCGAUACGAUGUCAAACAGUUGAAGAUGUUCAAGGGCCCCAAUGGAGAGAUUGACACUAUCUUCACGGGCCCCUCCUCAGCGUUAUGUGGAGUCAAUCUUGAGAGCAAUGGCAAGCAGGAAUACCUGAUCACAGGUAAUUUGAAUUCAAAUGGCACACUGCGCAUAAACCUGUGUGACUACAUCGAGUCCUGGGAGUCUCUGAGUCUGACACAGAAAAAGAGCCUGGGUCCACGCUACCAGAUGGGCUGUGACUGCAAGAUUGUCCAGUGUCCCAUCAUCCCCUGCUCCAUCAGUGAGCCUGUGGAGUGUCUGUGGACGGACUGGGUGUUGGAGGGAACCGUUCAGGGCACUCAGGCUCAGCACUACACCUGCGUCAAGAGGAGCGACAGCAGCUGCGCCUGGUACCGUGGAUCCACACCGCCUAAAAAAGAGUUCAUGGACAUCGAGGAACCAUGAGAAUACAUCCUUCAUUUAAGAACCCCAAUCCCAAACGCAGCUACCAACUCACACUUUAUUCUGAAGAUGCAUCCUAGAUCUUAUAUAACUCAUCAAACACAUGUUUGGGCCACGAAGGGCUCGUCCCAAAUUCGCAAGAAAAGAAAAGGAUUAUAGAUAGUCAUAUUUUUGUAAAAGCUAAUGAUCGAGUGAGUGAGAAAUCUUAUUUUGUAUAAAGAAAAUUAAACCUAAACUGAUUUUUUUAUUAUUAUUAUUGCAGUUUAAAUUUUAAAUAUGUAUCCUUACAAAAUCAUUCCCAUUAAUAUAGUACAUUACAAUUUAAAGGGGACCUAUUACGCCCUGUUUUAUAACAUGUAAAAUAAGUCUCUGAUGUCCCUAGAGUGUCUAUAUGAAGUUUCAGCUCAACAUACCGCACGAAUAAUGUUUUAUAUCUCUUUAAAACUGCCCCCUUUUAGGCUUUUAAUACAAAUGAUGCCUUUUUGGUGACUAUCGCUUUAAAUUCAAAUGAGAUUUCAAAAGAGGCCGGAGCUACAAACACCUUUGUGUCAAAAAGCAUGAAAACUCUUAUGAGUAAUGGAUGGCUGCUUCUCACUCAGGGCUGUUUAUGCUAAUGAGGGACAGAUGGUCGCUAGUGGGCGGGGCUUUCUCCCUCUGAUGACACGUACAACGAGAGAAUGUCAAUCAAAGUGUUUCUCCAGACUGAUUUUAUCAAGUGUGAUUAUAAAAUUUAGAUUUAAUUCAUUUUUACUAUUACAGGCUUGCUAUAUUCACGCAAUGUUGCCUCACAACUGCGUUCUAACCCCUUAUAAAAGUGAUUUUUGCAUAAUAGGUCUCCUUUAAAUCAAUAUUAGGUAUUAAAAACAAACCCAAAAGCAAAACAUCUGCAAACACAACAAAGGAAAAUUAUUUAAAAAUAUAUAUAUAUUUUAGGGGUAAUUGCGAUGCAAAAGUAUUUACCCAGGCAUGACAGGAUGCAUACAGUACGUUUGAUUUGCAUGUUAAUAUAUCUGAUGGAUCUUAUUGUGAAGUAUUUUAUAUGACAGGCAGAAAGUUUCUCUAAAGCACUUUGAAAACCCAAGUGUUUCGUCUUGUAUUUUUGUAUUUUCUCCAAUAAAGAGGAAAUUGAUUUCAACAUUGUUUUUUUUUUUUUAGUUCCUCAAGAAGAGCUUGAGAUUUUGACUCUUUAUGUUGUCGUGUUCAUGAUUUCAACAUCGUUCAGAAAGACUGCGUUGGUAAAAAUGCUUUUCCUACUUAGAGUUUUUGUCUUGUUUUAGUUCAAAUAUCUAAACACUCUGAAAUCAAGAAGUGUUUACUAUAUAGGUAAAUAAUAUUGUCUUUUAACAAAUAAUAUGUUAAAAUUAAGCGAGUUUUGCCUUAAAAGAAGACAAAUAAUCUGCUAAUGGUGUAAGUAAAAUGUUCUUAUUUUAAAGUGAAAACCAAGAUUAUUUUGCUUGUCCCAUUAGCAGAUUUUAUUAGCUUUUUUUUAAGGAAAAACUCACCUAAUUUUGACUUAUUAUUUUCAAAUAGCAUUUUUUCUAGUAAACACUUCUUAAUGUAAGAAUUUUUAGAUAUUUGGACAAGAAACAACCUUUUUUGGGAGGGAUUAAAAUCAGUUUUUUUGCAUUGUGGAGUGAAAGUCUGCUAGUAAGCUACAAACAAGCUGUUAAAAUCCAAUACAUUUCCAUAAUGAAAACUUUUUUAUAUAUAUAUGAACAAUUCAAGAUACUCUUCCAGUCCAAAUAUAGACAUUCUUCACUAAAAUUGUGGGUUUUUAUUAUGCUCCUCUGUUCAAAUGCUUAAAAUUAGAUCUCAAGACAAAUGUAAAUCUGUUUCUCCACAUGGUUUUAUUUGUAAAAUUAUUUGUUUUUGUGCAAAAACUAAAAAAUGUUCAGUUUUAUAAUUCAGAUGUGAGUUUAUUAAGAUGAAAGUCUAGACUUAUGCUUGCUAGUUUGCAUGAUAAUUUGGACUAAGUGUUAAUUGAGGAAUGUAUAUUGUCAGUAAGAUGUAAAUUCUAUACUGUACUGUGCAUAUAGCAGCAUACAUAAUUCUGUCAGUUGUAAUAUAUACAGUUUUUUUUUAUUUAUAUAAAGUUUUUUAUGCUCUAAAUUUGUCCAGAAUAAAUAAGCAGUGCUCUUUCAAUUA